This is a messenger RNA of Cercospora beticola, 1335 nucleotides long. RefSeq lists its product as uncharacterized. NCBI's taxonomy places the organism in Eukaryota, Fungi, Ascomycota, Dothideomycetes, Mycosphaerellales, Mycosphaerellaceae. The record is from RefSeq and is a predicted model, not a curated record.
AUGCUAGCGCCCAGCACCAUGGGAAGUACAGAGUUGCGCAUCGACCGCAGGCCACAUCCAGACCUUCCUUGGGAUACGGACAACAUCUUCAAACAUAAAUACGCAUCGUCGCGAUCUAGUUGGCGGCCCUCCUGGUUGGCACGAUCGUCUACGAGCAGCAAGUCUCAACGAUCCAGCUCGAGCACGUCCCGAAGCGACAGUAUUUCCACACGACCAGCCUCCGCAACUAAUGUAUAUCGAUUGCCGGAUGCCUCUCAUGGCCGGCCAAAGGAGACAGAGCUUAUACCAAGUGACAAGAGUCCAACAGUCCCCGAAAUGCGGUACGAAUUCAUGGAUGAGACAUUUGACUUCCCACUACCGACCGCGAAAACUUGUCCAGAGCCCAACGCAGUCGUUGAUGAUGCAUCAGAGCAUUCAAGUAUUGUACCAUCGACCGCGAAAAGUACCAAGCAGAGGAGUUCGGAAUGCGACAGCCUUGCGAGACAUCCCCUGCCCUCAACACAUGAUGCACGAUCACAGACUUCGAUCGGGCGAGGUUCAAUAGCGUCGAGGGCUUCUACAAGUACCAGCGGUGGAACUCGUGCCUCCACAGAUGGCGCUGAGAUUGAAAUGGCAUCGGAAGAGCACUUCGGUUACUGGAAUGCGUCCUUUGCGGUCCGAAUCCCGGUCAACGCUGCCCUUUGCGGCGGCUUCCUGCUUCGGGUCAAGAUUUCGCAGCGGCAGACGCCAGCUCACGCCAUCUCGAGUCGUGACAUUUGCCUCGAUACAGAAGUGAUGCAGCUUUCGGCUGUGUUGGCCAGAGCUACUUCCCCGGCUCAGUUGGUGCGCCAACUGCAGACACUGAAGCUCGCAUCUGCAAUUGUCGUGCUCAAGACAAGCUUGGAAGCUGCUCAGACUCCAGGUAUUCCAUUGAAGGUCGCCGAAAAAUUGCAGAGGAGGAAUAUGGAAACCACCAAGAAGGACCGACCCCUUUGGCCUGACAUGGUAAAACAGCUCAAGAAAGUACCUCAAGACCGACUUGUGCUCUUAAUGUUCCUAGUGAGCAUUGCGCGCAGACUGCAACGCGCAGGAGUGACAAUCGAUGGGAAUGAGCCCGCGGUUUAUCUGCUCCAGAGCAUGUGGCCUCCGAGCUGGGUGGUGUCCGACCUCUCACGGAUGUUGGUGGAGCAUUUUGACGACAUUCCUGGCGAGUUUCCCACGAGGUUGACGGCUAUCAAUUAUCGUCUUGCGGCAGGGAAGCGGCACAAUAUGCUGACGGCGAUGGAGCAUCAGGAACGAGCAGCGACUGAGGCAGCUUUGGCAGGAGGGAGAUAUCUGCAGCUGGGAUUGUGCUGA